AUGGCACGCACCCCUGGUCGCUCUAGUACCGCGACCACCAGCAAUGAGGACGUGGGACAACCUACUCCGCGACCUCGUGGCCGUCCCAAAAAGGUCAUAGCUUUCGGUGAAAACCACGCUGCAGCUACCUUUACACCCAGUGUAACACCUCGCGGCCGUGGCAGGCCCAAAAAGAAAGCCGACCCUGUUGAUCUUGAGGAAGAAGCUCCUGAGUCUGAACGAGAACUUGCCGAACCCCAGGAACCUGUUCCCACACCUCGUUCCCGUGGCCGCCCGAAGAAGAAGGUACACCAUUGGUCCAAGCAAGCCCGAGAAGCUGCCAAAUUGCAGCAAGAGGCUCAACUUGACAACGACGAUGAGCCCGAGGAAAUCACGCCGUUCAAGCAACCCGCAACAGCUCCCCGGCCACGUGGUCGCCCCAAGAAGCCAGUGCCAGAGGCUUCUCCUGAGGAAGUUGCGAGUGGCAAGUCCCAGAAGGUCCCAGUCACGGCAGCCACGAUAACUACGGCCAAAGAUGAAUUGCGCGCCGAGCUUCUUGGUCUCUCCACUGGAUUCCCUGAUGGAAAGCCAUAUAGCAUCACUAGUCGCGGUCGCGGCCGUCCCAAGAAGACCCAGACCGUGGAGACAGAAGAGGUUGACUCGAACGAGCAGUUGUUUGACGAAGUCGAGCAUAUGCCUAUCAAGCGUGGCCGAGGGCGUCCCAGAAAAUCCGACACCCCCGUCAAGAGUGCCCAGGGCACAGUCAGCCGUUUGCAACCUUUCAAACACUCUGAGACUGACACUAGCUCUACCCUUACGGCUAUUGCUACUGAAGAUGUCAAGAAAAGGGGCCGUGGGCGCCCCAAGAAGAAUAGUUCUGGGUUUCUGGGGGCUGUUGAGGUGGCCACGAACACUCAGGCUAAGGGAAGUGAAGCCGGUGAUGAUGCCAUCGACAGCCAAAAGAAUGCUAAAGAGGAUGCCAAAAUUCCUUUGGCUAAAUUCAUUUUGCAAGAUGAGAAUGAUUCGGACUAA
Molecule: messenger RNA, 1011 nt
Organism: Podospora bellae-mahoneyi
Lineage: Eukaryota; Fungi; Ascomycota; Sordariomycetes; Sordariales; Podosporaceae
Exons: 2
Coding region: 1-1011 (336 amino acids)
Biological process (GO): regulation of DNA-templated transcription
Cellular component (GO): nucleus; chromatin
Molecular function (GO): transcription coregulator activity; DNA binding
Source: RefSeq, a predicted model, not a curated record